CCUGGACAGCGUGAUGCAUCCAAUCGCCUUAACUCAGUUCAUGCUGAGCGUCAUGGCUGCAUGCGUCACCCUCUUCCUGGAAUCAUACAGCCCCGACAGCAGCUCCGUCCUGAACAGCGUGUCCUAUCUGCCCACACCCGGCAUCCAGGUCUAUUUGUACUGCUGGAGUGCACACAACGUUCUCGAAGAGGGGGCUGCGGUGUCGGAGGCGGCGUACGGCUGCUCGUGGUACGAGGGCAGCCCGCGUUUCAAGCGAGCUCUCCGCAUCGUCAUGUGUCGCGCGCAGAAGCCGCUGGUGGUCACCGCGGGCAAGCUCUACCCCAUCAGCAGGGCCACCUUCGUCUCGCUGGUGAAUGCCUCGUAUACAUAUUACGCUUUGCUGAGCCGGGUGCACAACCGAGGCUGAGUGUGACAGUAAGCUGUACUUUGAAGCAAUUGUUUUGUUUAUUGUUUCACAAUAUUGUCAAUGGUAAAUAUGACGACAACACGCACUUCACUCUCCAGUACAGGUGUUA
Molecule: messenger RNA, 515 nt
Organism: Schistocerca serialis cubense
Lineage: Eukaryota; Metazoa; Arthropoda; Insecta; Orthoptera; Acrididae
Product: odorant receptor Or2-like
Exons: 4
Coding region: 14-406 (130 amino acids)
Biological process (GO): sensory perception of smell; detection of chemical stimulus involved in sensory perception of smell
Cellular component (GO): plasma membrane
Molecular function (GO): odorant binding; olfactory receptor activity
Source: RefSeq, a predicted model, not a curated record